Drosophila rhopaloa is the source of this 7898-nucleotide messenger RNA. It is a transcript of the gene Ptip, whose product is annotated as PAX-interacting protein 1. Lineage: Eukaryota; Metazoa; Arthropoda; Insecta; Diptera; Drosophilidae. The coding region runs from base 274 to 7029 and encodes 2251 amino acids. Gene Ontology annotation, cellular component: MLL3/4 complex. The record is from RefSeq and is a predicted model, not a curated record. The transcript has 7 exons.
CACACUAGUGGAAGGCGCAGCGGUAAUAAACGAGAAAAAGCCAAGUUUAAAUGCAAUUUUUCCGUAUUAAAUUGCAACUGAAAUGCACUUCAGGUUAAGCACUGCAUCGCCCAACAGUACCAGAAGUUCACGAACGGCUUAAAGUCGCGCAGAGGAGGGAAAACACGUUGAAAUGUAGAUGCCCACGAGCAGCCGCCGCAGUAGCAAUAACAAAAGCAAAAGUGAAAUUAGCGCCGCCAAAGAAGUGCAAGUGCUCAAUAAUAAGGCGGCGCCAUGGAGAACCUCAAGAUAAGCGACAAACUGUUCGAAGAUGUGAUCUACUUUGUAGUGGGAAACCUGGACGACGAGAUCGAACGCUUUCUAAAGAGCGGUGGCGCCCAGUCGAAGCUGUUUCUGUCUGACCAGAUCACGCAUAUGAUAUGUGCCACCAACUACAACGAGGAGGAGCUGUCUAUGAACCUUGACCUUUACAGUGCAAUUCCCGUGACCGAGCAAUGGAUCGUGCAUAGCGCAAAGCUGGGCCGAAUGGCCUCGACGCGGGCCUUCGACCCGAGUCCCAAUCAGCUGCGUCUGAUGCGCGGCAUUCGAGCGGCCAUCACCAAUGUGGUGGCCGGGGAUCGGAGGCGCCUCUACGCCAUGUUGACCUACCAUGGUGCCGUCGUUACGCAUAGUUUCGGGGCCACUAACACGCAUCUGGUAUGCGGUGCGGCCAACGGUGGCAUCUACAACAAGGCGCUGGCGCUGCCCAAGAAUGCCAUCAUCAUUGUGACUCCCGACUGGGUGACAGACAGCCUUAAAUACAAGAACUGCAUGCCGGUGGAGUCGUAUCAUCCCAGACUACUGAAGCCGAUCGAAAAACAGAGAACGCAAAAGCAGCAGGCCACGCAGCAACAAAUCCAGCAGCAACAGUUGCAACACCAACAGCAGCUGCAACAACAGCAACUUCAACAACAGCAACAACAACAACAGCAGCAGCAGAUCAUCCAGCAGCACACACCUCCUACAUCCACACUGUCGGACAUCCUGGGCUUCGGGGAGGACAGUUUGGCUGCCAAGAGCAUAGCCAGCAUCAAAUCCCAGCUGCAAGCCUCUGCCGAACAAAUCCAGCAGCAACAAUUGCCAGUGCCCGCCCAGCAACAAGUGGUAUUUGUGCGCCCCCAGCCGCAGGGGCAGCAGUCAGCGCAACAAUCGCCACACCAGUUGCAACCAGUCGGACCCCAAGCACCUGCUCCACCUCCGCACCCACAGCAUCAACAGCAAUUGAUAAUACAGCAGCAGAAGAUUAUACCCGCCAAUCUACAGCAGCAACCACAGAAUCAGCAACAGAUCAAAAAUAUCCUACAGCAGCAGAGGCAAAUAAAAAACACACAGCAACAACAACAAAUUCAAAUGAUUCAGCAGCAACAACUAAUGCAACAGGAUCCCCAGGCGCAUCCACAGCAGCAUCCACAGCCGCAACCUCUACCGCAUCCCCAGCCCCUUUCCCAGCCAAUUCCACAGCAGCACGCGCAACAACACCCCCAACAACAGUCACCCAGACUGCCAACAACUCCAACAGGUCGUCAGACACCACGAACACCAUCGACGACACCGCAGCCCGUCCAAUCCCCUCAGCAUCACCAACAGUUAGUCCAACAACAACAAAGUGUGCAGCAACAAGUGGGUCAACAACAACCUAUUAUACAACAGCAGCAAAUAGUUCAGCAACAAGUUCCCCAACAAGUUCAACAGCAACAACCACAACAACAAUCUGUGCCUGUUUCUCCACAGGUCAUACACCAACACCUAAUGCGGCAGCAACAAAUUUUGAACCAGAAUCAAAUGCAAUUGCAGCAAAUAGUUCAAAGCGGUCAAGCUCUAACUCCACAACAGCAACAACAGCAGAGACAAAUUCAGCAGCAAUUACAGCAAGUGCUGCAGCAGCAACAACAGUUGCAGAUGCAAAUGCAGCAGCAACAACAACAGCAGCAGCAGAAUCUGCAACAACAGUCGCCACGGAUGGUGCAAAACCGUUCGCCGGUAAUGCCUCCGAGUACACCCUCACCAUCUUUGCAACAGCAACAACACCAUACCACCAGCAAUAUGUUGCCGCCACAGUCACCUCGUCAACUACAAUCGCCUGCUCCACAGAUGACUCCACCACCCCCGCCCUCGCCACAAAGCGCCCAACAGCAACAUUUGCGUCAGCAGCAACAACAAAUGCAGCAGAGUCGUCAGCAGCAUAUGAUGGGCUCGCCGCAACAGCCACAACCGCCUUCUAUGAUGUCCCCGCAGCAACAGCAACAAAUGCAACCCUUCCAACAGCCCGUCCAUCAGCAACAGCGCAUGCAGUUGCAGCAGCAGCAACAAUUGGCCCAGCAACAACAGCAGCAGCAGCAGCAGAGUCCGCAGCAUAUUUCUCCCCAGUCACCCCAGAUUUCACAAACUCCACCAAUGCAAGCCAAGCUGCAUCAGCAUCAGGCUGUUCCGGGACAUGCCGCCCAGCCGCAACAAUCCUUCUCCCAGCAGAAGCCUAUUGAUCCCACGGAUCCUGUCCAAGUGGCUCAGGUGUUAAGUCGUUCUGCAUUGAGCAGCAAUCAGGACUCGUUAAUAAUGAGGCAACAACAAUUGAAGCAACAACAGCAGUUGCAACAACAGCAACAAAUGGCACCACAACCACAACAGCAACAAAUGCCACAGCAACCGCAGCAGCAGCAACAACCACAACAGCAACACACCCCGUCACCGCGACAAUCUCCGCUGCAGCAACAACCCACCACGCCCACCUUACAACAGCAGACACAACCUCAAAAUCCUCAACAACAACAGCAGCAGCAACAACAGCAGCAACAGCAACAACAACAACAGCAGCAACAGCAACAACAACAACAGCAGCUGCAACAACAACAUCAGGUCUUGGCACAGCAACAACCUCAGCCUGGACAACAAGUCAUCACCCAGCGCCACGUUAUAAACACAUCUACGGCCCAAGGACAACAAAUCAUUCAGAGCCAUAUGUCUUUAGCUUUGCAGAAACAGCAGCAAAUGUUGCACGUUCAACAGCAAACACAACAGCAGCCGCAACAGCAACAACAGCUUCCUCAGGCACAGCAACAGCUUUCCCAGGCACCGCAGCAACAACAACUAACACAACAACACCCCCAACAACAACAAGUUCAAUUUACACAACAGCAGCAAAUCGCGCUUGGGGGAGGUGGUCAAGUGCGAAUAAUUCAGCAAACAAUUCAACGACCACCAUCUAACGUCCAGCAACAGCAGCAAGUUUCACAGCAACAGCAACAGAUUAUUGGCCAAUUUCCACAGCAACAGCAAUUGCAACAACAACAACCUCAGCAGCAAAUCCUUGGAGUUCAGCAGUCACAACAGCAUCCCCAACAAAAAACGUUUAUUAUUAGUCAGCAGCACUUUAAUCAGCUCAGCGUGCAACAGCAACAACAAAUUCUCGCGCAAAAUCCGCAAAGCCAAAACGUUUACGUUGUCAAUCAGACCCAACAGCAACUUGUGCAUCAACAACAAAUGUUGCAGCAGCAGCAAAUUAUACCGCAGCAGCAACAACAGCAACGGAUACAAAUGCAACAACAGCCGCAACAGAUUGUUGUAAACCAGCAGAUACUUAGCGAUCCGCAGCGCUUGCAGUACCUACAACAACAGCAGAUGAUGCAAAAACAACAACAGCAGCAACAACAGCUUGUUGGUCCGCCGCAACAACAGCAACAAAUACUCAUUCAACAACAGCAACCUCCCCAACAGCAACAGAUAUUGCAGCAAAAACUUCCCAACGACCCCCAGCAGCAACAGCAGCAACAAAUAAUGCAGCUCAUCACACAGCAACAACUGCCGCAGCGCACGCCUCCCCCACAACAACAGCUAAUACUGCAGCAACAGCAGCAAUCACCGCAACACCAUCAAAUGCAGCAGCAGCAUUGGUCACCCCAGAGCCCUGCUGGCGGUCAAAUGGCGCCUAGCACCCCGGGAACGCCCACCAGUAGCGUGGGAAUGCAGUCUCCAUUGCCCGGAGGACCAACAACCCCACAGCAGCAGGCUCAACCACAACCACAAUUUGUUGCGCGAGGAUUGCGUCCGCAAACCUCUUGGCCGGGCCAGCCACAACAGCAACAACCGCAACCCCUUCAGCAGCAGAUCGUGCUACCGCCACCUCAACAACAACAACAACAACAUCAACAACAGGCACAGGUGGCGCAACAACAACAGCUGGUACUGCAGCAGCAGCCACAACAACAGAAAAUAGUAGUGGAUGAAAAGACUCACGCACAUAUUAUGUCCCUCGAUACUCUAAAGCGUGCCGAGUACAUUACCAAGUUGAAUCAGCAGAACAAACCGCGAGUAAUGCUUCGUCAGCAGGUGGCUUACCAGCCACGACCCGGUGCACCGGGCAACAUAGUCACAACACGACCGGCCGGUCCCGUUCCGCCCGGGCAUAUUAUUGUCCAACAGCAAAUGCCACCGGGAUUAACGCCUCAGCAACAGGUACUCUGGUUACAGCAGCAGCAAGGAAAAAGACAGGUUGUUGUUCGUGCCGGAACUCCUGGCCUGAGUCCAAUUCAACAGCAGCCGGGAGUGGGACCUCCGCAGCAGCAACAGUCGCCGCAACAGCAGCCUUUUAACCCAAAUGAUCCCAACCAGCAAAUGCUGAUGCAGCGGCAACAGUUGCGCGUCCAGCAGAUUCCCAUUCAGCAACAAGGGCCGCAGCAGCUGGGCAAGCAAACGGUGCAGCUCAUCACUGGACCCAACGGACAGCUGAUAGAACAACAAACGAUUGUCCAGCAGCCACAGCAGCAGUCCACUCCGGGCACGCCCACCACUCCAGGCGCUGCGGGCGUUAUUCCCGGAAAUGCCAAUAUAAUGACGCAAACUUUGGUCAUGACAACAACACCCGAUGGACAGCCCCAGCAAACACCACAGCAGAUGAACCUGAAAACCAAAACGGCCUUGGCCAACAUGUUGAGCAACCGAUUGGGAAAUAAUGGAGCUCAGCAGCAACUAAUUCAAUUACCCGAUGGCCAGCAGCAGCCACAACAACAACAGAUUGUCCAACAAGUGGUGGUGACCGGAGCCAUUCAGCAGCAGCAACAACAAUUGUUGCUGCAACAACAACAACAACAACAGCAGCAGCAACAGAUGGUUGUCCAGCAACAACUGCCACCGCAGCAACAUGUGGAGCCUCCGUCGGCAGCUGGAGCUCUGAGAAUGAUGGGCCAGCAACACAGCGCAUCCGCCGGCGUGCCUGGACCUCCGCGAACGCAGCAGGAGUUGCUGAUGUUGCAGCAACAGCAGCAGCAACAAAUGCUGCAGCAGCAGCAAAUGCGCAGAGUGGUCGCCGUACCGCAACAACAGCAGGCACCGCAGCAACAUCUGGUCCAACAGCAGAUCGUGGUCGCUCCGCCACAGUCGCCGCAGCAGCAGCAACAGAUGCCAGUAGGUGUGGGUGUGGGCGUGGGAGUGCCAGUGCAGCGGACACCUCACGGAUACAUUCAGAGCCGUCCUGGACAGCCGCCGAUACCGAUGCCGCAAUUUUAUGGCCACAAUCCGAACCUAAAACUGCCAGCAGAUCUCUUUCUGGUAGGCUGCACGUUCUUUAUCGUGGAAUAUGACGAAACAGACGGCGAUGAGCUUCCCAUUUGGCUUGAUACGAUCAGGCAGUUUGGCGGUGAUAUCGAACGAGUCUACUGUCCUCGGGUGACGCACGUUAUCUGCCGUACUCAACGACACGGCGUGGUGAUGCAGGCGUUACGGGAUGCCAAGCGUUGUGUCACCGCUUACUGGCUAAGUGAUAUUUGCCUCAAGCGGCAGUUGAUGCCUCCCUGGCAGCCGCUUCAUCUGCCAUUCCCUAGCCAGUUUGGCUACCGCAAGCCAUUGGAACGCUACAUCAUAACCUCUGAGGGAUUCGAGGGCGAGGAGGUCGUGAGACUACAGCAGAUGGCAGAGGAAUGCGGAGCCAUCUACACCUCCUAUCUGUCCAAGGUGAACACUGUGGUCGUGUGCAAGCAGCUCGAGGGCAACAAGUUCAAUGCGGCCAAGGAGUGGAACAUCCCGAUGGUCAAUGCCCUUUGGCUGAGCGACGUCUGCAUUGGCAACCUGAGCGGCCUCUCUCAGUACGACAAUCCCAAGUACCAGCAGUACAAUCUGGUCGCUCCAUUCCGCAUCGAAUGCAACUUGGUGGCGCAUCUGCUAACCGCUUGGAAGGCACCCAUUAAUCUUACCCAGGAGGCGCACGAGCGAGUCAAGCGUCAUCUGGCCGAUCCUUAUGGCAACGAGCACAAACUAAAGCGCCAAAAGAUGAACUCAUUCCAGCAGGAGCAGCUUCCAGAGCAAAUUGUCUGCCUUGAAUUCCCCACAACCACCAAGCCGCCGAAGGUUAUUUUCUCUCAGGUCGCCGAUGCUGAGGCAUUAAAAAAGGCUGUGGUGAUUUUGGGUGGAAUUGUGGUGGACAGCCCAGCAGAUGCCACUCACCUGGUAAUGACACGCGAGAGUCGUACCUGCAAACUAAUUCAGGCUUGCUGUCAUGUGGACUUUGUGCUUAAAUCAAGCUGGAUAGCGGAUAGUGCCAAGGCUGGUAAAUUUGUGCCAACCGAUCCGUAUCGCAUCCAGCACAUACCGGUGGACGAGAACCUACAGUUUAACCUGAACACUGUUCUCUGCGCACCCACUCGUUCCACACUGUUUGCUGGAAAAUACUUUCAUGUGACGCCGGACGUGUUCCCAGCCCGAGAGGAAAUUAUCCGAAUGAUUGAAUCGUCUGGCGGUAAAGUGGAGCCAAAACGAAGGACCGGUGGCGCUGUAGCGGAAACACACAUUCAGGCACCAGACUCCUACAUCAUUGUGACCUGUCCCACGGACAUGCAUCUUUGCGCAGAUCUCACGCGGCACGGAAACCCAAAAUGCCACAUUGUGUCCACUGAAUUCGUCAUGAGCUCAAUACUCAGGCAGCAGCUGGAGAUUGAGCCCAACCUGAUACCCUAUUUGUACAACAACAACAAUGUUAACAGCUGCAACAGUAACAAGUCCUAGCGCCGUGUGUUCUGGUUACUGUAGAGCCAAGAUAAGAUCUUAAAAUCACUGUAUAUUCACAAAAGAAUUUAUGCGAGCUGUUAUAUAAAUAUGUAAGAGAGCAUGGCAGAUAGACAAUUGAGCCACUUUAAAGUGUCAUUGGCCGACUUAUGCAAUUAUUUUUAGCCUGCCAUUUUCUUAUGAUAUACCAACACAAAACUAGUCCACAGAAUUCGUAAAUUUCGAUGGGCUUGCAAGAAUGGUAGAGUUUAUAUGGUCUUGGGCACAUCGGCAAAUCGGUCAUAGUAAUAAGUAAUGUAUCCUUCUAAUUUUAAAUAAUCAAUUUAUGUCAGAUUUUAGCCUCUGAGCUAACUCAUUUAAUUGUAUAUAUUUCUAAUAUUAGAGAAUAAUCUUACCGUUUUGAGUCUGCCAAUAAUACACAAAUAGAUUCUAUAUUUAAAUAAGUGGUUCAUAUAUAAAACAUCAUAACUGAUGAUUAUUUUUGUGGGCUAUUAUAAAUUUUUGGCAUAUAAAAUUUUAUACAUAAAACAAUGAUUGACCGAACUGGUAUGUAUAAAAAUUGAUGAUGUAGCAUGUAAUAAAAAAAUACCUUAAUUAGUGUUAGGAUAAAAGAUUCAUACAAUCAUUUUAUAUAUAUUUUUGUAGGUUCAGGAACCAUUACCUUUAGAAAGUCACAAAAAUGUACACAUACAUAUAUAUCCUAGAGUAUACGAAAUGUUUCACAGAAAUUGAUAUUGUCGGCUAUUAGAAUUUUAGGUACUUUUCACAUAGGUAAAGCCAAUAUUUUCCGAAUACAUAUUAGAGUUAGUUAGGCAUUGUACGAAGUGUAUGAAAUAAAAUAAUAUAACUCAAAAAUAUAAAAUCGUUAA